AUGUCAUCGAAAGUGUCUCUUCUAUUGCUUCUCGGACUGUUUCUCAGAGAAACAAACUCUUUAUACAGCGGCGAAGAGAAUCGCAAAUAUAUUGCACGCUUAAGUGACCAGGAUCCACUGAUUGAUGAAUGUACCUCAAUGCCAAGAGUUGGCAAUCAGCUUAAGCUAGAGUCAGUUAUACGUGCCAUAGUCAAUGGCGAAUGGGAGCGUGUUGAAUUGGUGCAUCGAAUGGCGAAUGAAGCAUGUACUUUGGAAUUGAAGCACGAUAUCUACGAGACUUUGUGGCUAGAGUGGCAGCAGGAUAAACAUGUCUACGAUCCCUUCAAGAUACUCGAUUUUUAUAACCAACUCAAUAAUCAGUCGAAUGUGCCGACAACAUUACUGCAAAAGGUUUAUCAGACUUUCGUCUCUCGCAUCGCCCAACUGCUCUCGAUGCCCUUUCACAUCGACAGCCCAAAUACCGAAUUUCCAUUGGUUACAAAGCUACUCUUACAACUGAGUCAAAGCCCACAAAGUUACACACGUGACAUAUUGGAGACUCUGUUUGAUGCUGUACUGACGUUGGAAUCCCCACUGAGUGUGGCUCAACGUCUGGACAUCUUCAACGCUAGCAUCACACAAUUGACAAUGGCAAACUUGCAAUUGCUGAAUCGCAGUGAGGUUCGCAUCAAUUCGAGUGCUAGCACAAUCUUAAUGGACAAUCUCCGUCAGUUGAUCAAUCGAUUGGAUUUCACAUUUGAAGAGGAUUACUCAUUAUUGCUUAAGGUGUACCGACUGCUUCCGUCUGAAAUUGGUUUGCUCUUCAUCGCCCAGAAAGUGUGCUUGCGUAAGGCAAACAACGACAACGAAUACCUUUAUGAGUGCUCAGGUCCCUCGAAUAUGUGCACCAAAACGCGAAACCAAGAAUAUGCGUCUUUCGUGGUUAAACGCCAACAUAAUGAUGCCAACAAUAGAACACAGUUUGCCUUCCAGAAUCCAUAUUGGGAUGAUCGGUAUUUAGAACUCUGGACCGACGGAAACGUGUACAGCUCGAGCAAUAUCUACUGGUUGCAUGUGAUGCCGGUGCAAGACGGCGUGGCAAUCUACGAUGCUGCCACAUCGACUUCGAUGAUCUGUGGCGGCGACCCAGCGCAUUGGUCGGGAAAUCUACAUUAUGCAUACGUUGUGCUCGCAGAGGAUUUUGAUGCCCAUCGAGACGAAUGCACUUGGAUCAUCGAAGAUUGCAGCUAUUAA
Molecule: messenger RNA, 1233 nt
Organism: Drosophila sulfurigaster albostrigata
Lineage: Eukaryota; Metazoa; Arthropoda; Insecta; Diptera; Drosophilidae
Exons: 1
Coding region: 1-1233 (410 amino acids)
Source: RefSeq, a predicted model, not a curated record